This is a messenger RNA of Fomitopsis serialis, 892 nucleotides long. RefSeq lists its product as uncharacterized. The record is from RefSeq and is a predicted model, not a curated record. The transcript has 4 exons. Bases 168 to 728 code for a protein of 186 amino acids. Lineage: Eukaryota; Fungi; Basidiomycota; Agaricomycetes; Polyporales; Fomitopsidaceae.
CAUGAACCCAAAAACGCACACACACUGGCAUGCUCGUGACACGCGAGCCAACCUAAGCCUUGCCCGAGUGGCACCUUGAACAUCAUAUUGAGCUAUUGUAUCCGACUCGGAGUUCCCCAAGAGUUCUCAGUGGACGACAUCCUGAAGUUGCUCUGCAGUACCGUACUAUGUCGGUGGCACAUGAUCGUCAAUCUCAGCACGUUCCGGGGACCAUAUUGGCUGCGCUCUGUAGAACAAGUGGCCCUGUAGGUGCAUUUCACUGGUUGGUUUACUUGUGCCCGAACACAGAAAAGGGCGUCAUCUUCCACGCCUCCAGGCCAGUGGAUGGUGACCGCGAUUCGGAUCAGUGGCGAUUCUUCACCUCCGAGUGGGAUCCCUUCACCUCACAGAGUUGCCUGACCCUGGCUCUAAUCGGACGCGUCGACAACUUCGAUCCGGGGCACCCCUCUCGCUCGGUCGACGCAAUGCGCGAAUGCCUGCAAGCAAUUCCGAUGGUUAUACCACCACAGGAUACAGGACGCGAGCUGAUGUUCACCUGCAGAGUGUGGUUCCGCGAGGCUCUGCGUCGGCUCAACGCACAUGAGGCGUUCAGUAUGAUUAUGGGGCCCGAGGAGAUGAUGGAAAGUCUGAGGAACAGGACCAUCGCCGUACAGUACAUGAACCCAGGAAAGCAGGCCCUCCCCGUCUUUUUGCAACUCCGGCCUCGCUCUGCAUAUCGCACAAUGUAAUCAAUACACUCAUCUUCAUCGAAGACAGCCCAGACAGUCUGACGGACAUACGCCAGUCGGGUGUAGGGUCGCAGACCCAAUGUCAUCGCAUUUCAUCAGUCUGGAACGUAUGGACAUGAGCACGAAGAGCAAGUGAUAUGAGGAAUAACUGAGCGUAGAUCGUG